GUGUGUGUGUGUGUGUGUGUGUGUGUUAGGGAAGGAGAUGGUGGAUUAUAUCUGUCAGUACCUGACAGAGAUCAGACAGAGGCGUGUUCUCCCAGAUGUUCAGCCAGGCUUCAUGAAGUCUCAGCUCCCUGAUCAAGCUCCUCAUGAUCCGGAGUCGUGGGACACCAUCAUGCAGGACGUGGAGAACAUCAUCAUGCCUGGGGUUGUCCAUUGGCAGAGUCCUCAUAUGCAUGCGUAUUUUCCUGCUUUGACCUCAUGGCCAUCACUGCUGGGAGACAUGCUGUCAGAUGCCAUCAACUGCCUUGGCUUCACCUGGGCAUCAAGUCCUGCUUGUACAGAGUUGGAGAUGUGUGUUAUGGAUUGGCUGUGUAAAGCACUAGGGUUGCCAGAUCAUUUCCUUCAUCAUCACCCAGAGAGCCGCGGAGGGGGAAUACUGCAGAGUACAGUGAGUGAGUGCACACUGGUUGCCCUUCUCGCUUCCCGUAAAGACAAAAUCCUGCAGAUGAAGAACAGAAACUCUCCUACAGACACACACACAGACGCCUUCAGUGACACACACACUGACAUGGACGAGUCCACACUGAACUCCACACUCAUUGCCUACGCCUCAGACCAGGCUCACUCCUCAGUGGAGAAGGCUGGAUUGAUUUCUCUGGUGAAGAUCAGGUUUCUGGAGACUGAUGAAAAGUUCUCGCUGCGUGGAGAAACCCUACAGAGAGCCAUUCAAGAGGACAGGAGACGGGGCUUAGUGCCUGUCAUGCUGUGUGCAACGCUGGGUUCUACUGGUGUGUGUUCCUUUGACUGUCUGGAAGAGCUGGGACCUAUCUGUGCUUGUGAAGGUCUGUGGCUCCAUGUUGAUGCAGCAUACGCAGGCUCCGCCUUCCUUUGUCCUGAAUUACGUAACUUCCUGUCUGGUGUUGAAUACGCAGACUCAUUUGUUUUCAACCCGUCUAAAUGGAUGAUGGUGCACUUCGACUGUACAGCUUUCUGGGUGAAAGAUAAGUUUAAACUCCAGCAGACGUUUAGUGUUGAUCCUCUUUACCUGAGACACGACAACUCCGGAGCUACAGACUUUAUGCACUGGCAGAUUCCACUGAGUCGCCGUUUCCGGUCAUUAAAGUUGUGGUUUGUUCUACGCUCCUUUGGCCUGAAGAACCUUCAGGCUCACAUCCGACAUGGUAUUGAAAUGGCCAAACUGUUCGAGUCUCUGUUGAGGAGCGACCCAAACUUCCACAUUCCAGCAGAGCGACACUUAGGACUGGUUGUGUUCAGCAUGACUGAAGGAAAUGCUUUUACACAGGAGCUCUUGCGCAGGUUAACACACUCCGGCACCAUGUUCCUGAUUCCGGCCGCUGUCGCUUCCAAACUUAUCAUCCGCUUCACCGUGACGUCACAGUUCACACGCCCAGAGGACAUCCACCGUGACUGGAGCAUCAUCCAGCGCAUGGCCAAAGAGAUCCUGCAGCCAGGCCGCUGGCCCCGCCCCCAGGCGCUUUCCCUGGAAAGCGAGAGCGAAACCGAAACCCUGUGGCAGGAACAGGAAGUGGAGGCACAGCAUGAGCCAUCUAUGAUCGACAAGCAUCUGGUGCGUCAGAAUCAGAGACGCGCCACUCGCUCAAUGAGCUGCAGCGCCGAGCUCCCACCAACCAGACCUGACCCCACCCAUGGUCUAAAGGAGGCCCCGCCCCUCGGAAUGUUGGCGAAGAUUCCAGAGAGCCCUGAGGGGCGGAGAACCACACAGAAGCGUCUGAUGAAGUUCCACAGUGUGCCGAGUUUACCACAGGUUUGGGCUCAGUGCGCCAUUCAACAGUUCUACUGGCCUUUCAGCAAGGCUAACUGCUUCAACUGCUUCACACACUCACACAAACACUCACCGGGCCCACUGUCCACCAAAUAACACACACACUCACACAAACACUCACCGGGCCCACUGUCCACCAAAUAACACACACACUAACACAAACAUACACUCACACACACACUCACCGGGCCCACUGUCCAACAAAUAACACACACACUAACACAAACACACACUCACACACACUCACACACACACUCACUGGGCCCACUGUCCACCAAAUAACACACACACACUAACCCAAACACACACUCACACACACUCACACAAACACUCACUGGGCCCACUGUCCACCAAAUAACACUCACACAAACACACACUCACACACACACUCACCGGGCCCACUGUCUACCAAAUAACACACACACACACACACACACACACUCUAACACGAACACACACUCACCGGGCCCACUGUCCACCAAAUAACAAACACACACUAACACAAACACACACACACACCGGGCCCACUGUCCAUCAAAUAACACACACACACAAACACACACACUCACCGGGCCCAUUGUACACCAAAUAACACACACACUCACCGGGCCCACUGUUCACCAAAUAACACACAAACACAUACACACACUUACCAGGCCCACUGUCCACCAAAUAACACACACACAAACACACAUACACACACACACACUCUCCUGGCCCACUGUCUACCAAAUAACACACACCCACACACACACACACACACAAACACACACACACACUCACCUGGCCCACUGUCUACCAAAUAACACACACACCUACUUCUUAUUCUUCUAAUUACUCUUUUUUAAUAUAUUUCCUGUUGUGCCAGUUGCACUGACAGCUUCCUCUAUAUCUAAGGUUAGGGUUCAGUAAAGUAAAGUGUGUUGGUUUCACAGGGUCAUAUUCCAUCUGCCAUGUUAGCACUGAGAAGUGUGUAGAUGGGAAACAGGAGAUAUGAUGUAACAGUUUUAACACUUUUCAGGCUGAUGUGUCCUUUUCUCAUCUAACUAAAUAUUUCUUCAGCUUACGAUCACAUCUGUGUCAUUUAUUUCUGUUUAUUUUCCCAUUUUUCAUGGCGCCCCUUCAUCAGAGGUCCCAACACCACCACCAAGACAAAAUCCUGGAUGUUUCCACCUCUGAGGUUGUGCUUCACUUUUAGCACACUGUGUUUCAUGUUUCACAUGUCAACAUGUUUCAAACAUGUUUGUGUAGCAAAAUUUUUCUGACCAGGACUUUUUUUAUCACCUUUAGACCUCAUGAGGUUGGAGUGUGAACAGGAACACGUCCACAUUAAGAUUUUAACACACAAUUUCAAACCUUUACACAAUCAC
Messenger RNA from Tachysurus vachellii, 3171 nucleotides. It is a transcript of the gene hdc, whose product is annotated as histidine decarboxylase. The transcript has 11 exons. Lineage: Eukaryota; Metazoa; Chordata; Actinopteri; Siluriformes; Bagridae. The record is from RefSeq and is a predicted model, not a curated record. The coding region runs from base 38 to 1897 and encodes 619 amino acids. Gene Ontology annotation, molecular function: pyridoxal phosphate binding; histidine decarboxylase activity. Gene Ontology annotation, biological process: L-histidine catabolic process; histamine biosynthetic process.